Molecule: messenger RNA, 1775 nt
Organism: Pelagomonas calceolata
Lineage: Eukaryota; Pelagophyceae; Pelagomonadales; Pelagomonadaceae
Source: the annotation of a GenBank genome assembly
AUGCUGCGCCUCCUCGCGACGCUCGCCGCGGCGUCUGCACAAAACGCCAAACUAGUGAUCGUCGCGCAGUUCAAGAACGAGGCCGAAAGCCUCCCGCAAUGGCUUGACCACUACUUGACGGACGAGGGCGUCGCCGCGAUGCUACUCGUCGACGACAACUCGACGGAUAGCUGGCGACAAGCCGUCGAGCCCUACGGUGCGCGCGUGCGCGUCCGCAGCGGACACGCGCAUAGGCAAGUCGAGAACUACAACCUAUGGCUGCCGACGCUUAGAAGUGAAUACUCAGAUGACUGGGUCCUCAUCGUCGACGUCGACGAGUACGCGUACGCGCGCCGAGACACGCUCGCCGAUGCCGUCCGGGCGAUUCUGGACCCGGGCCCGGCAGACUCCGUUCUCGUGGCCUGGAAGCAGUUCGGUAGCGCGGGACACCGGCGGCAGCCAAAAAACGGGACGGUCUGCGGCUUUACCACGCGACGGCGCUAUGGCGGCCGGCCGUACAACCCGCCCUUGCGAGGGUUCGGACUCGGAGUCGGCAAGGCGUUCGCGCGCAUCAGAGCGCUGGAGAGUCUGGGCGUCCAUCGCCACCGCAUGAGGAAUCAGCCGAUGCUGCCCGUGCGCGACCGGAAUCAAACCGAAGCGUCGCUCGCGUCAGCGGCGUUCGCCUUGAAUCACUACCCCAUGCAGAGUCGCGACUGGUUCCAACGGACGAAGAUGCGUAGGGGUGACGCGCGGUCGAAACGGGGCGGACGAGGCAAGCGGACGCUGCAUCACCACCGAGCAUUCAAUAAGAUGGUAGAGCUCGACGCCGUCGACGACUCCGAGCUAGGAGGCCGUCGCGGUCGCGGUCGAGGCGUGCGCCGAGGACACGAAGGGCCAGACGUGCUACAUCUGCACGCAGGCCCUCCACUGGAAAACAAAGGAGGGCCUCGUGCGCGGGUAUGCGUGCCGCGGAACGGCGGGCUUUGCCCACGUGUCGUGCCUGGCGGAGCAGGCGAAGAUUUUGCUCGCGGAGGCCGAGGAGAAUAAUUUGGAUGACGAAAGGAUGGUAACGAGGUGGAGGCGGUGGUAUGCGUGUAGCUUGUGUGAGCAGAAGUACCACGGCGUCGUUCGGUGCGCGCUCGGGUGGGCGUGCUGGAAGACAUAUUUGGGGCGGCCGGAGACAGACCGGGCUCGGAUCUUUGCGAUAAGCCAGCUUGGGAACGGCUUAUCUGAAGCAAAUCAACACGAGGACGCGUUGUCCGUGAAAGAGACAGAGUUGGCUAUUCUGCGGCGUGUUGGCGCAUCGGAAGAACGCAUGCUCGACGCGCAGGGCAAUAUUGCGAACUCGUAUCAUAGACUUGGACGGCUUGAAGAGACCUUGCGCAUGCGGCAAGAGGUAUACUCUGGAUAUUUGGAGCUCAAGGGCGGAGAAGAUGAGGGGACCCUCUGGGCAGCCUUCAACUACGCGCUGAAUCUAAAAGGACUACAUCGCUUCGAAGAAGUCAAGCCGCUGCUGCGCAGAACGCUACCCGUUAUGCGACGCGUUCUCGGCGAGAAUGAUAGAAUCACGCUCAAGAUGCGGUGGAUUUACGCGGUGGCGCUCUGCCUCGACACCAGCGCCACGUUCGACGAUCUCCGCGAGGCCAUGACGAUGCUCGAGGAAACGGAACGGAUCGCGCGGCGCGUUUUUGGCGGCGCGCACCCGCUCACAGUAAAGAUGGAGAGCGAUUUGCGAGCUGCGCGAGCCGCGCUCGCCCGCGAGACGCCCUAAUAGACCAAUAAUUUAGUAAAAACAC